AUGCUGUUCUCUUGGUUAUUUAUCUCUUGCUUUCCACAGAUUACUAUUCCUACGCCGUCCUACAGGAGCAGCGAGUGCUUAGUCAGAAUGCAAUACCGUUUAAAUGGUAAAGGAAACAUGGCAAUUGUUGGGUUUUUCCCUGCUUAUACUGCCUACCCACUCAACAAAACAACUGAUUGGAGAAUGGCUAAAUUCACCAGAGAUUUUAUGGUCGAGUUUAAGCUGAGGAACUACCAAUGUAUUUUGGCCAUGAUGUUUGCCAUUGAGGAGAUCAACAACAAUCCUUAUCUUUUACCCAACACAUCCCUGGGAUUCGAGGUCUACAAUGUCCCGCAUGAUCAAAGGCACACUCUGGCCAAUGUUUUUGUCUCAUUUUCAGGCACUGGCUAUGGCAUCAGUAACUACAGAUGUGCAAGCGAAAGCACGCCAGUUGCUGUUCUCACGGGCCCAUCAUGGGCUCUAUCUGAACACAUAGGGACACUGCUGGGUCUUUACAAAUUCCCACAGCUUACAUUUGGGCCUUUUGACAGCGCCCUGAGUGAACGAAGACGGUUUUCUUCCCUGUACCAGGUGGCCCCCAAGGACACAUCUCUGACAGUUGGCAUUGGAUCUUUGAUGGUCCAUUUCCAUUGGAACUGGGUCGGACUGUUCAUCAUGGAUGAUGACAAAGGUGCCCAGAUUCUGUCAGAUUUGAGAAGCGAGCUGGAGAAAAUUGGAGUCUGCAUAGCAUUUGUGGAAAUGACCCUGGUCAGCAGGGGUUCUUUUCUCACCACAUCCUGGAAAAAUCAGGUGCAGAUCCUGAAAUCCUCAGCCAAUGUGAUUAUUAUUUAUGGGGACACCGAUUCUCUAUUGAGCUUAAUAGUAAAUCUAAAGCAGAAGUUACUUAUGUGGAAAGUCUGGGUCCUGAACUCACACUGGGACUAUUCCAGCUUUGAUAACUAUUUGCUGUUGGAUGCAUUGCAUGGAGCCCUUAUUUUUUCACACCAUAAUGAGAAGAUUAUCAAUUUCACAAACUUUAUACAGACAGCCAAUCCUUCCAAAUACCCAGAAGACACUUAUCUUCAUGUAUUGUGGCAUUCAUUCUUCAAUUGCUCAUUUUUGAGGAGAGAUUGUAAAAUUGCGGAUAACUGUCUGCCGAAUGCCUCCUUGGAGUUCUUGCCAGGGAAUAUAUUUGACAUGGCCACAAGUGAAGAGAGUUACAAUGUGUACAGUGCGGUGUAUGAUGUGGCCAAAAGUCUGCAUGAGAUGACUCUCCAACAAGUACAAUUGCAAACUCCUGGAAAAGGAAAAGACACGGUGUUCUUCCCCUGGCAGCUUCACCCUUUUCUAAAGAACACACAGAUCAUCAGUCACGAUGGAGACAAGGAGGUUCUGGAUUGGAAAAGGAAAUCACAUGCAGACUAUGACAUCCUCAACUUUUGGAAUUUCCCCAAAGGUCUUGGGCUAAAUGUGAAAGUAGGAACAUUUUCUCCAAAUGCUCCAGACGGCCAGAAAUUGUCCUUAUCAUCUCACAUGAUACAGUGGUCCACAGGAUUGACAGAGACUCCUCAGUCUGUAUGCAGUGAGAGCUGUCUUCCGGGAUUCAGGAAAACCCACCGAGAGGGUGAGGCUGCCUGUUGCUUUGACUGCACACCUUGCCCGGAGAAUGAGAUCUCCAAUGAGACAGAUGCAGAUCAGUGUGUGAAGUGUCCAGAAACUCACUAUGCAAAUACAGAGAAGAGCCACUGCCAACAUAAGACUGUGACCUUCCUGGCCUAUGAUGACCCCUUGGGGAAGACACUCGGCUUCAUCUCCCUGGGCUUCACCUCGCUCACAGUUGCUGUUCUCUGGGUGUUUCUGAAACACAGAGACACUCCCAUCGUCAAGGCCAAUAACAGGACUCUCAGUUACACCCUGCUCACCACUCUGACCCUGUGUUUUCUCUGUCCUUUGCUCUUCAUUGGCCGGCCUAGCACAGUCACCUGUAUCCUGCAGCAGAACACAUUUGGACUGCUGUUCACUGUGGCUCUUUCCACUGUGCUGGCCAAAACUCUCACUGUACUUAUAGCCUUCAGGGUCACCACUCCAGGGAGAAUGAGGAGGUGGCUGCUGACAUCCAGGGCCCCUAAUUUCAUCGUUCCCAUCUGCACCCUGCUGCAAGUUGUUCUCUCUGGAGUUUGGCUGGCAACCUCUCCUCCAUUUAUUGACAAAGAUGCUCACUCAGAACAUGGACAUAUCAUUAUCAUUUGCAACAAAGGCUCAGCUGUUGCCUUCUACUGCAUCCUGGGAUACCUGGGAUCACUGGCCCUAGGAAGCUACCUGAUGGCAUUCUUGUCCAGGAAUCUGCCUGACACAUUCAAUGAAGCCAAGUUCCUGGCUUUCAGCAUGCUGGUGUUCUGCAGUGUCUGGGUGAGCUUCCUCCCUGUCUAUCAUAGCACCAAGGGGAAGAUCAUGGUGGCUAUGGAAGUCCUCUCUAUCUUGGCUUCCAGUACAUCACUCUUAGGCAUCAUCUUUGCCCCAAAGUGCUACAUCAUACUCUUAAGGCCAGAAAGGAACUCACUCCAUCACAUUAGAGACAAGACGUAG
Molecule: messenger RNA, 2565 nt
Organism: Cricetulus griseus (Chinese hamster)
Lineage: Eukaryota; Metazoa; Chordata; Mammalia; Rodentia; Cricetidae
Source: RefSeq, a predicted model, not a curated record